This is a messenger RNA of Monopterus albus (swamp eel), 8353 nucleotides long. RefSeq names its product unconventional myosin-XVIIIa-like. Bases 250 to 6333 code for a protein of 2027 amino acids. The record is from RefSeq and is a predicted model, not a curated record. Gene Ontology annotation, biological process: actomyosin structure organization. Gene Ontology annotation, molecular function: ATP binding; actin filament binding; cytoskeletal motor activity. Gene Ontology annotation, cellular component: myosin II complex; cytoplasm; myosin filament. The transcript has 41 exons. NCBI's taxonomy places the organism in Eukaryota, Metazoa, Chordata, Actinopteri, Synbranchiformes, Synbranchidae.
AGGAAGAAGAAGAACGAGAACACACCUACGGAUAAUUUGGAAGAAGAAUUACAACUAACUUGUAAAGACACCUAUGUUGUCUUUUGCGGGCGUUUCCAGAUGACAUUACAUGGUAUCCAUGCCCACUGCAGAUACUCUCAGGAACUUUGAAAUGGUCACAGAGUAAUUUAUAUUCAGCUUUUCUUUUCUCAGCGUAAACAAUUCUAACUUGUAAGUAACAGCCAAAAAAAAACAAAAAAAACCCCAAACAUGUUUCACUUAAUUAAGAAAGACAAGGAGAAGGAAAAGGACUUGGCUAAGAAGGAGAAAAAAGACAAGAAAGAAAAGCGAGAGCGUAUGUCCCAGGCAGAGUUAAAAAGCCUGGAAGAGAUGAGCAUACGUAGAGGCUUCUUCAAUCUCAAUCGAGGUAGCUCCAAGAGGGAAUCGAGGAACAAGCUGGAGAUCUCUAGUCCUAUCCCAAUUAAGGUGCCGAGCAGCACAGAGCUCUCCCUGACAGACCUGCAGACUGAGCGCCAUCAUCACACCCUGGAGCAGGAUGUGGGGCAAGUGAGUGCAAGUACCUCUAGUGAAGAUAUGAAGGAAAAUGAACUGGAACCUCAUCGCACCUCUGUAAAGGAGAGAGCAGCUAAGUUUGGAGAGCUGGCCAAGUUGGGUUCAGGGAUAGGCCAAAUGCAUGUGUCUCAUCCUCAGAGGAGCAAAGAGGACAAUGCUUUGGUGGCUUCAGAUCUUUCUGGGCAGAACUGGACUACAUCAUCUUCAAACCUUCACCCCAACCCAAAAGGCCCCAGCAUGGUUCAGAUUCCUGAGAUGGUGGAGAAGACCUUUCCUGGUGCAAGCCUGCAGUUGCCCAUGCUUGUUGCUCCACCAAUACCAGAUCAAAGAGAACUUGAGCUACAGCGGCGCAACACCGGGGAUUUUGGCUUCUCUCUGCGCAGGACCACCCUGUUGGACAGGCAGCCAGAUGGAGGAGUGUGUCGGCGUGUGGUACACUUUGCUGAACCAGGUGCCGGUUCCAAGGACCGGGCUCUGGGCCUGGUGCCAGGAGACAGGCUGGUGGAAAUAAAUGGGAUCAAUGUGGAGAACAAGAACAGGGAUGAGAUCGUGGAGAUGAUUCGUCAGUCUGGAGAAUCGGUCCGGCUGAAGGUGCAGCCGAUUUUGGAGCUGAGUGAGUUGAACCGCAGCUGGCUGAGGACUACACAAGGCCUGCACAAAGAAGCCUUUGAAGGAAAGACUGAGGAGCAGAUUGUGGCAGAGAAAGCCUGGUAUGACACAGAAAAAGUAUGGCUUGUCCACAAGGAUGGAUUUUCUUUGGCAACUCUCCUGAAGACGGAGGUAGGCAGCCUGCCAGAGGGGAAGGUGAAAAUCCGCCUGGAGAGUGAUGGAUCUUUAUUGGAUGUGGACGAAGAUGAUGUAGAGAAGGCAAACCCUCCGAUGUUUGACCGAGUGGAGGACCUGGCCUCUCUGCAGUAUCUGAAUGAGUCGAGUGUAAUGCACUCCCUGCGUCAGCGGUACGGUGGUAACCUGGUGCACACCCAUGCUGGGCAAAACAUGGUGGUGAUUAACCCCAUUAGUACCCCCUCGAUGUACUCUGAGAAGGUUAUGCAAAUGUUCAAAGGCUGCAGAAGGGAGGACACUGCCCCUCACAUUUACAGCAUGGCUCAGGCUGCCUAUAGGAACCUCCUGACCACUCGCCAGGAUCAGUCCAUUGUCUUACUGGGCAAAAGUGGUAGUGGCAAGACCACCAACUGUCAACACAUCAUCCAGUAUCUGGCUACUACUGCUGGCAGCACCAACAAAACCUUCUCCACAGAGAAAUGGCAGGCAGUCUACACAGUUUUGGAGGCAUUUGGGAAUGCCUCUACCUGUAUGAAUGGGAAUGCUAGUCGCUUCUCCCAUAUUGUUUCAUUGGAUUUUGACCAGUCAGGUCUGGUGACCUCAGCCUCUAUCCAGACCAUGCUUCUGGAGAGGACGAGGGUGACAAGAAGACCAGAGGGAGAGUCCAGUUUUAAUGUCUUUUACUACCUGAUGGCUGGAGUAGAUAGCUCUCUUAGAACUGAGCUGCACCUCAACCACUUUGCUGAAAACAAUGCUUUUGGAAUCGUACCUCAGACCAAGACUGAAGAUAAGCAACGGGCCACCCAGCAGUUUUCCAAACUGCAAGCUGCCAUGAAGGUUCUGGGGAUCAGUGGUGAUGAGCAGAGGGCCUUUUGGCUUGUCCUUGGGGCCAUCUACCAUCUCGGAGCUGCAGGAGCUACUAAGGCUGGCAGGAAACAAUUUGCACGUCAUGAGUGGGCCCAGAAGGCAGCCUACCUGCUGGGCUGCACCCUGGAGGAGCUCUCCUCCUCCAUUUUCAAGCACCAGGCCAAGGGCACCCCACCCAGAGCCAGCACCAUCCGCCAGGCUUCUGAUGAAAAUGGCGCAGCGGAUGCAGGAUCCAAGGCUACAGCCAUGGAAUGUUUAGAGGCCAUGGCUUCUGGGCUUUAUUCGGAACUCUUUACCAUCCUCAUUUCCUUAAUAAAUCGGGCCUUGAAAUCCAGCCAGCACUCUCUGUGUUCUCUGUUCAUUGUGGACACACCAGGCUUUCAAAACCCCAGGCUGGCUAAACGCGAGUGUGGCGCAACCUUUGAGGACCUAUGCCAUAACUACACUCAGGAGCGUCUGCAGACUCUCUUCUACCAGCGCUCCUUUGUUCAGGAGUUGGAGAGAUACAAAGAUGAGAACAUUGAGGUUGCGUUAGAUGACACUGACCCCAGCACAUCUCUAUCUGUGGCAGUGGUAGACCAAGCUUCAAGCCAAGCGCUGGUACGGACAGUACGAACAGAUGAGGUGCGGGGUCUGUUGUGGCUGAUGGAGGAGGAGGCGCUGCAACCAGGGGGAUCAGAGGAAACACUGCUGGGACGACUCUUCAGCUACUAUGGACCCGCUGAGGGAGAGAGUAAAGGUCACACUUUCCUCUUGAAGAGUGAAAACGACAGUCAUUUCCUGCUGGGCCACAGUCAUGGGACUGACUGGGUGGAGUACGAUGCCCAUGGGUGGCUGAACUAUGCCAGGCAGAAUCCUGCCUCCACCAAUGCCGCAAGCCUCUUGCAGAACUCCCAAAAGAAGAUUAUCAGCUCAUUGUGCAUGAGCCGAGGGGGUGGAGCCACUCUUUUGUCCAGUCCCAUUGCAGGCCUUGAAGGUGGUUCCCAGCUGUCCUUGCGGCGGGCCAGUAGUAUUAGAAAGACCUUCACCACAGGCGUAGCUGCUAUCAAGAAGAGGUCUUUGUGCAUCCAGAUAAAGCUUCAAGUGGAUGCUCUCCUUGACAUGGUGCGGAGGUCCAGAAUUCACUUUGUUCACUGCAUAUUGCCCAAGGCAGAUGCCCUCAAGGCCCUGAGUGGAUCCCUGUUCAAAGGAGGGGAAGGCGAGUCUCAAGGGGAGAAUGGAGAUCCCGGCUUAAUGCAACUCGAUGUAGCCUUGCUCCGUGCUCAGCUGCGUGGCUCCAAGCUGCUCGAUGCUCUCCGGAUUUACAGGCAAGGUUACCCCGACCACAUGGUGUUCUCUGAGUUUCGACGACGCUUUGAUGUUCUGGCACCGCACCUCACUAAGAAGCACGGGAGGAAUUACAUAGUGAAGGACGAGAAGAGAGCUGUGGAGGAGCUUCUGGAGUCCUUGGAUUUGGAGAAGAGCAGCUACCACAUGGGUCUGAGCAGGUUGUUCUUCAGAGCUGGCACCUUGGCUAAACUUGAGGAACAGAGGGAUGAACAAACCAAACGUAAUCUAAUCCUGUUCCAAGCUGCCUGUAGAGGCUACCUAGCACGGCAAGCCUUCAAGAAGAGAAAGAUUCAGGAUCUAGCGAUCCGUUGCAUCCAGAAAAACAUCAAGAAGAACCGUGGUGUGAAGGACUGGCCGUGGUGGAAGCUCUUCACCACAGUCCAGCCCCUCAUUAAAGUGCAGCUUUCUGAGGAGCAGAUGCAAAGCAAAGACGAGGAGAUACAGCUGCAGAAAUCGAAGCUUGAGAGGUUGGAAAAGGAGCGAAAUGAGCUGAGACUGAACACAGAUCGAUUGGAGAGCAGGAUCGCAGAUUUGUUGGCAGAGCUAGCUGAUGAGAGAAGCACAAGUGAGUCAGCUUCCCAGUUGCUGGAGACUGAGACUUCAGAGAGACUCCGCCUGGAGAAGGACAUGAAGGAUUUACAGGCAAACUUUGACACCAUGAAGAAACAAUUAGAAUCACAGGAGAUGGAGGUGAUGGAAGCUCGGCUCAUGAAAACGUCAGAGCUCAACGGGGAGAUGGAUGAUGAUGAUGAUGGAGGUGAGUGGCGGAUAAAAUACAGCCGAGCCAUUCGUGAAAUGGACUUGACCAAAAAGAAACUCCAGCAGGAGUUUGAAGACAAGCUGGAGACAGAGCAGCAGAGCAAAAAACAUCUUGAGAGAAGGCUGGCUGAUUUGCAAACAGAUAAUGAGGAUGUGCAGCGCUCUGUACAGCAGCUGAAGAAGAAGUGCCAGAAACUGACAGCAGAGCUGCAGGACACCAAGCUCCACCUGGAGGGACUGCAGAGCCGCAACCACGAUCUGGAGAAGAAACAGAAGAAAUUUGACCUGGAGCAGAACCAGGCUCAGACUGAGGUACAAAGAGAGAGGAGCCAGAGGGAGAAGCUAGCUCGAGAGAAAGACAUAAUGACUGGUGAGAUCUUUAACCUUCGCCAGCAGCUGCAGGACAAGGAGAGUGAAUUUUCCACUACGAACGUGAAGGUGCAGCAGCUGGAGGCGGAGCUACAGGAUCUGUCCUCUCAGGAGUCUAAAGAUGAAGCCUCACUGGCGAAGGUCAAGAAGCAGCUUCGUGACCUUGAGGCCAAGGUGAAAGACCAGGAGGAGGAGCUGGAUGAACAGGCUGGAACCAUCCAGAUACUGGAACAGACUAAGCUACGGCUGGAGAUGGAAAUGGAGAAGCAGCGGCAGACUCACUCAAAAGAUAUUGAGAGUAAGGAUGAAGAAGUAGAGGAAAUCAGGCGGUCCUGCAGUAAGAAGCUGAAACAGAUGGAGGUACAGCUGGAGGAGGAGUAUGAAGACAAGCAGAAAGUGUUGCGCGAGAGAAGAGAGCUGGAGUCCAGACUGCUGAAAACCCAGGACCAGGUGAGCCAGAAGGAUGUGGAGACAGAGAAGAGGCUCAAGAAAGACUUGAAGAGAACCAAAGUCCUUCUGGCUGAUGCACAGAUUAUGCUGGACCACCUGAAAAGUAACGCCCCCAGCAAGAGGGAGAUUGCCCAGCUCAAAAAUCAAUUGGAGGAGUCAGAGUUCACUUCCGCAGCAGCAGUAAAGGCUCGAAAGAGCAUGGAGUUGGAAAUAGAGGACUUGCAUAUCCAAAUGGAGGAUGUGGUCAAAGCUAAGAUGGCGCUGGAGGAGCAGAUUAGCCGUCUGCAGAGAGAGAAGAAUGACCUGCAGUCUCGCAUGGAGGAAGAUCAGGAAGACAUGAAUGAACUGAUGAAGAAACAUAAGGCUGCAGUUUCCCAGUCUGCCCGGGACUUGAGCCAGAUCAGUGACCUGCAGGCCCAGUUGGAAGAAGCCACAAAGGAGAAGCAGGAGCUCCAAGAAAAGCUUCAUUCGCUGCAGAGCCAGCUAGAGUUCCAAGAACAGUCUAUGGUGGAAAAGUCUCUGGUGAGCCGUCAGGAGGCCAGGAUCCGUGAGCUGGAGACGAAGCUGGAGUAUGAGAGGACACAGAUCAAACGCUUGGAGACCCUGGUGGCUCGUCUGAAGGAAAACCUCGAGAAGAUGACCGAGGAGAGAAACCAGCACAUUGCUGCAGAAAACAGGGAGAAAGACCAGAAUAAGCGAAUGCAGAGGCAGAUAAGGGACAUGAAGGAAGAAAUGACAGAGCUGUCCAAGAAGGAGGGUGAGGCAACCCGGAAGAAGCAUGACUUGGAAAUGGACAUUGAGAGCCUAGAGGCGGCAAAUCAGAGCUUACAAGUGGACCUUAAGCUGGCCUUCAAGAGAAUAGGUGACUUGCAGGCUGCCAUUGAGGACGAGAUGGAGAGCGAUGACAAUGAUGACUUAAUCAACAGUUUGCAAGACGUGGUGACAAAAUAUCAGAAAAGAAAGAACAAAACUGGAGAUGAGGCAGAAACCGACUCAGAGGUGGAGGACCGUGUGGAUGGAGUUAAGUCUUGGCUCUCAAAAAAUAAAGGAUCCACCAAGACUUUGUCAGAUGAGGGAAGCCUGAAGAGCACCAGCCCUCCUGUGUACCGGAGACACCUGAGUGUUGGCAAGUCUGAUGAAGAGGAUGAGGUGGACAGAGACUCCAGCAAGCAUUCGCCGAGGCAGAGUGACAACGAAGGCACACUGGGAGAGAGAGCAUCAUAAGCCAAACUCAGGUCACCUCGUGCUUUCAUAGACUCUAAACACACAGGAGGGACGUGAUUAUUUCCUCCCCACUUUACAGCCACUGCACAGCCAGCAAGAGAGGCCAGCUGCUUGCAGAGGCAAGGACAGAGUAAAGGCAUAGUGUUUUCAAACAGGCUGCAUGGCCAUUUUUGUUACAGUUUCCUUGUUAUGGCAUAGCCAUCAUGAAAUCCUGUUGAAUCUUUGGUUAAAGUGUGUUUUUCUUUUUUUUUAACACAACAUAUUGAAUUAGGCAGUCGGCAUAAAACAGUAAAGUUGAGUGCUAUCAGUACAACGUCUGUCACUGCUUUAUUUAUAAGAGCUGCUUUUCAGGCAAAUUAAAGCACCCCUCAGCAUUCUCCUCUGACUUUUCAGAUAGCUCUGCCAAGAGGAUUUAGAUAAACCCACUCAGGCUGGAUGUCUUCAAAAUGGUCUCACAAACUAUUAAGACUGUUCUUAUCGCUUCCCCAUUAAUGUGGACGAGCACAUUGGGAGGAAUUAACCCGUUUUCAAUUAAUUAGCUUGCUGUAAGUUUACAUGUGGCUCUUGUUCCAAGCCGAGAUAUCCAUUGUUUGAACAAAGUGAUGCUAAGUCAUGAUUGCUGAUAUCAAAGUAAAAUAAUUUUGGAAAAUAUGGACCCAUUUGAACCAAGCUGUUAGAUGUUUUAAGGAUGGCAUUCUUUAUACUUUUUGAAAUAUUGAGAAACAGAGUUAAAGAAAAAUCUGAUCUAAAUGUGUGUGUAUAUAUAUAGUAGACAUAGAUCUGUAAUAUUAUAUAUGGAAUCAAAGCCUUUACAUAACCAUGAAAUUCCAAUGAAAAGAGUUUCUAAAGCUAGCAGGAGAAGUAUUUAUUAGGAUAAGGUUGUCAUGUUCCUGAUUUAUUCUUGUGUUUAAGUGGAGUACAUGCUAGAAUUGGCUUUUGCAGCUCAGAGAUCAUUUGUUCACGUUUGUCAUGUUUCUUGAGGUUCAAAGGGAAUGUAUUUGUUUGCUGUUAUAAAGGAGCUUCUUUUUUUUUUUAGACCAUGUAAAUGCAGAAGUGUCUGGUGUAUUCUCGAUUUAGAUGCACAAACACUAGAAUUCUGUUGUACAUAAUGAACUAAAGCUUCUUUUAUUGGUAAAUCCUGUGGAGUAAUAUUCCAUUUUCAGAUAUACAGUAUAACAAAGUCCAUUUUGAUGCUUCAGUUGCAGAGUUACUUGUGUUUUCAGUGCAGAUCGUCUUGAAUUGAAGUUUUUUUUUUUUUUUUAAUUGGCUACACUGGUUCAAGCAGUAAAAUAAUAUUCAGCACACAAGCUGCCAAAACUAAUACAGUGAGAUGUUAGACUGAUCAUUGUUUGCAUGUGAGCAAGCUGCAUUUGGAUGUUAGGAAGUUUGUUCAUGGCCACCAAUAAGCAGCCUUCAAAAUCCUGCUGUUAUCCUGAGACUUUUUUUUUUUUAACUCAGAAUACAAAUCUUAUAGACUUGUCAGAGGAUCGUGUGAAGAUUGAAACUUGCCUUUAAAGCAGUACAUUUUGGGAGUGUUUUCUGUAUCAGGGUCUUACUCAUUUAGCCACUCAUAUACUUUAUAUUAGCCGAUAGAAUACUGCCAUAAAUACACCUUUAAUUAAAGCCAGUCUUCUCUUGUAAUUUAGUACAUUUAGGUGAUCAGCUCAGAAGUGACAAAAAUAGGAUUUAAACAUGAUACUGUCCAGACAUAAAACUCUCUUGGACAUUUCUAUAUUUGGCCUUACAGAAUGAUAAUGAUGUACCUGAUGAUUGUGACCAUAUGAACUUUAAAAUCUAUUUAAAUUAUGACUAGGUAGAUUUCAAUAAGGAAGCAUAUAUGCAUGUGUAUAUGGAAUAUCUGCUCAUGUGCAAAGAAAAGCUUGGCUUGCUAUUUGCUUGUUUUCUCAAAAGACACUAAUCUGCAUUUUAUGUCUUAUUUUCUGUUGUUUUUGUUUUUUCUUCAGAUAUAUAUUAAUGUGGGAGACGGGAAACUGAUUUCAGUGGUUCAGAAUAAACUUGU